Erinaceus europaeus (western European hedgehog) is the source of this 2997-nucleotide messenger RNA. RefSeq names its product zinc finger protein 567 (gene ZNF567). The record is from RefSeq and is a predicted model, not a curated record. Gene Ontology annotation, biological process: negative regulation of transcription by RNA polymerase II. The transcript is spliced from 5 exons. NCBI's taxonomy places the organism in Eukaryota, Metazoa, Chordata, Mammalia, Eulipotyphla, Erinaceidae. Bases 211 to 2145 code for a protein of 644 amino acids. Gene Ontology annotation, molecular function: DNA-binding transcription repressor activity, RNA polymerase II-specific.
UUGGCAGGUCCUGCAGGCUCGGAGCAAGUGUGUGAUGGCGGGACGGCAGUGCGGGAGGUGGGAACAUGGGCCCCGCAAAGCGAGAAGCAAGAGGGGACCUGGGCUGAGGAAGCUCGGGAGGAAAGUGCCAGUCCGGCCAUAGAGAGAACCAUUCCUAUUAUAAAGAGGAGCCAGAAGACAAGACUGGACAUCUUAGAAGAUCUCAAAACCAUGGCUCAGGGUUCUGUGUCCUUCAAAGAUGUGACUGUGGACUUCACUCAGGAGGAGUGGCAGUACCUAGAUCCUGCUCAAAAGACUCUAUAUAUGGAUGUGAUGUUGGAAAAUUACUGCCACCUCGUUUCUGUAGGGUGUCACGUGACUAAACCUGAUGUAAUCCUCAAACUAGAACGAGGAGAAGAGCCAUGGACAUCACUUACAGGUCAUACCUAUUUAGAAAACUGGAAAGCUGGUGACUUUUUAAUGAAAUUCAAGGAACACCAUGAUAAGUAUUCUAGUUCAAUUGUAUGUAUUAACCACAGAAAACUGAUUAAGGAGAACUGUCAUUUAUAUGAAAAGACGCUUACUUUGGGGAAAACUGUUAGUUCAAAAAAUGCCCCUAUUGAAUAUAACACUCAUGGAAAUAUUUUUAAAAAUGUUUCAGAAUUAAUUAUUAAUAAUUUGAAUCCUGCAAGAAAAAGACUUAGUGAGUAUAAUGAAUAUGAGCUACCACUCCUUAGUACUAAGCCAGAGACAGUUCACCCUGGAGUCAAAUGCCAUAAUCAACAUGGCAGGGCUCUCAGUCAUAAUGAUAUGCUUAUCCAGUGUCAUACGAUGGAAACUCCAACACAGUCAUUUGAAUAUAAUGACAGUGAUAAAUAUGUCCUUAAACAUGGAGACUCAAUUAUAUAUAAUAAAGCAUACAACUGGGAAAAUCCAUCUGAAUGUAAUAAAAGAAGACCAACCAACACUGAAAAAAAUCAUACAUGCACUGAAUGUGGGAAGUCCUUCUGUAGGAAAUCAGUAUUGAUUCUGCACCAGGGAAUUCACACAGAGGAAAAACCCUAUCAAUGCCAUCAAUGUGGAAAUGCCUUUAGAAGGAAGUCAUAUCUCAUUGAUCAUCAAAGAAUGCACACAGGAGAGAAACCCUUUGUUUGUAAUGAAUGUGGUAAGUCCUUCCGCCUCAAGACAGCCCUCACUGAUCAUCAAAGAACGCAUACAGGGGAGAAAUCAUAUGAAUGUCCACAAUGUAAAAAUGCCUUUAGACUGAAGUCACACCUCAUUCGUCAUCAAAGAACUCAUACAGGAGAAAAACCAUAUGAGUGUAAAGACUGCGGGAAGUCCUUUUGCCAAAAGACAACACUCUCCCUCCAUCAGAGAAUUCAUACAGGAGAGAAGCCCUAUAUUUGUAAAGAAUGUGGGAAGUCCUUCCAUCAGAAGGCAAACCUUACUGUACAUCAAAGAACUCAUACAGGGGAGAAGCCCUAUUUUUGUAAUGAAUGUGGAAAAUCUUUCUCCCAGAAAACAACACUGGCUCUUCAUGAGAAAACUCAUAAUGAAGAGAAACCUUAUAUUUGUAAUGAAUGUGGUAAGUCCUUUCGCCAGAAGACAACCCUGGUUGCACAUCAGAGAACGCAUACAGGGGAAAAAUCCUAUGAAUGUCCCCACUGUGGGAAGACCUUUAGAAUGAAAUCAUACCUCAUUGAUCAUCACAGAACUCACACAGGAGAGAAACCUUAUGAAUGUAAUGAGUGUGGAAAAUCCUUCAGUCAGAAGAGAAAUCUCAACUUACACCAGAGAAUACACACAGGGGAGAAACCCUAUAUUUGUAAUGAAUGUGGUAAGUCUUUUCGUCAGAAAGCAACCCUCACUGUACAUCAGAAAAUACAUACAGGACAGAAAUCCUAUGAAUGUCCUCAGUGUGACAAAGCCUUUAGCAGGAAAUCAUACCUCAUUCACCAUCAAAGAACACAUACAGGAGAGAAACCAUAUAAGUGUAAUGAAUGUGGGAAGUGCUUUCGUCAUAAGCCAAAUCUCAUCGUACAUCAGAGAACUCACACAGGAGAGAAACCCUAUAUUUGUAGUGAGUGUGGAAAGUCCUUCAGUUAUAAGAGAAGUCUCAUUGUCCAUCAGAGAACUCACAAGGGAGAAAACAUGGUAAAGCAAUGAGUGAUGCAACUUGUUUUUGAAGAAUGUGUUCAUGUUAAUGUAACUUUUACUUUUUUAAAACAAACAUAUUUAAACCUGUUACAGGGUAAUUAUUAUUUCAAAUGUAAUAUCAGGCAUUAAUUUAAACUAAUACACCAUAGAACAGCUGCUCAGUAUCAUAUAAAUUAGGUGUAUUUGUUAUUCAAUUCAGCAGUGAAGUGUUUUUUUUUUAACUUAAUGGGGGGAGUUGAAGGUUUACAAGACAGUUGUUGAUACAUACUUGUUUAAUUUUACAAGUACUCCUACAUGCUCAGUUUAUUUGUAACAGAAGAACAGAUUAAAGAUAGAAAAUUACUGUUGACUAUAAAACAUUAAUCCCCAAUAAAGAAAUUAAAAAAAAAAAAUGGAUAUAAAAAAUCAUCUACACAAGGAAAGAAAACAUGAACUAUAUUUUUCACUGGCCUAUGGAUUAAGAGAUACUUGUUACUUCCCCUAAACAUUACCACUUCCCUGGUUUAUAAUGAAAUAGUUUUUAACAUGUUCUCAUACACCAUGAAUCAUUUUCUUUUAUUUCACUCAUUUUCAAGAUUCAUAACUUAUUCCAUGUGUCACUAAUGUAGUCAUUUUCAUUCUCUAUACUAUACAAUUUUUAAGAAUACACCACGAUUGGGGUGGGGAGACAGCACAAUGCUUAUGCAACAGACUUUUAUGCCUGAAGUUCAAGGUCCCAGGUUCAAUCCCCAGCACCACCUGAACAGCACUCUGGUGUGUCUUCUUUCAUUAAAAAAAAAAACAAAAAACUACUGUUAGCCUAUUGAUGAAUGUUUGUAUUUUUGUAAUUUUGUAGCAUAAUAAAAUAUUGAUAUAUUUUGU